Pteropus alecto (black flying fox) is the source of this 963-nucleotide messenger RNA. It is a transcript of the gene SCAND1, whose product is annotated as SCAN domain containing 1. The transcript has 2 exons. The coding region runs from base 178 to 714 and encodes 178 amino acids. Lineage: Eukaryota; Metazoa; Chordata; Mammalia; Chiroptera; Pteropodidae. The record is from RefSeq and is a predicted model, not a curated record.
GAGAACGCGAGGGGGCGCCACUUCCUCGAGCUGGGACUCGGCUUCCGGGCGUUCGUGCGCCGACCUCAUCAUAGAGCUGCCUGCGAAGACUUCCGCUUCCGUCGGCUCCAGGCGUUUUGCUGGUGCAGACGCAGUGGUGAGGCCGCAGGACAAAGAGUGACGCCCAGAGCCGGAGUCAUGGUGGCGACCGAGCCGGUAUUAGCGGCUCCUAGGAGCCCCGCGCCGCCACAGGACAAAGAAGAAGCUGGCCCGAGCGCAGACCGGGAGCGUAACUCUGCGGGCUCUUCAUCGACUCCUGAGGCUCCACCGCCUGUCCCCGAACCCUCCAGCCAAAACGCCGCGGUCCCUAAAGCGGUCUCUCCACCUCCCGCGGCGGCCUCCGCGGCCCUGGAGCUCGCUCUCGGGCCUUCAUCCGUGGGCCCCGUGCCGCUUGCCGAAAUCGCUUCGCGCCCCGCCCCAGGCUCUGGCGGCUCCCGGCCCGGCCCAGAGACGUUCCGCCAGCGUUUCCGACAGUUCCGCUACCAGGACGCGGCGGGCCCACGGGAGGCGUUCCGGCAGCUGCGGGAGCUCUCCCGCCAGUGGCUGCGACCCGACAUCCGUACCAAGGAGCAGAUCGUGGAGAUGCUGGUGCAAGAGCAGCUGCUUGCCAUCCUGCCGGAGGCGGCGCGGGCCCGACGGCUUCGCCGCCGCACGGAUGUGCGCAUCACCGGCUGAGCGGCGAAGCUGCGGGUGGCCUGGUCCGGGCGCUCCCUGGACUGGAGCGAUGAUCGGGGCCGGGGACCUGAGCCUGGCUCCCCACUCCGCAUUAAUGGAUAAUGAGUUUUGGGACAUCCUGUAGUCUGGUGUGUCCCUUUCAUUCGUUCUUUACUGGGUUUAUUUUUCCAAGCGUAUUUCCAACCUCUUUUCUGGCUAGUUGCGAAACCAACUUGGGCCCAUGAGAAUAAAACCUUCGUUUUCUAAUCA